This is a messenger RNA of Anguilla anguilla (European eel), 5714 nucleotides long. RefSeq names its product leucine rich adaptor protein 1 (gene lurap1). Bases 669 to 1565 code for a protein of 298 amino acids. Gene Ontology annotation, biological process: positive regulation of cytokine production; positive regulation of canonical NF-kappaB signal transduction. The record is from RefSeq and is a predicted model, not a curated record. NCBI's taxonomy places the organism in Eukaryota, Metazoa, Chordata, Actinopteri, Anguilliformes, Anguillidae. The transcript is spliced from 2 exons.
CUUCGUGUUGUUUUCUGCUUCGGUAGCUUUCGGGCAGGUGGAAUCUGCGUCCAGAUACUUUGGUUAAAGCUCGCCUGACGCCUGGCAUGAGCAAUUAUGUGAGGUCAUUUUAGGAAGACGGGAAAAGGAUAUUCUAUUCUACAAUAAUGCUAUUUUCUGCGCUGGUGUAUAAAUAUGGUUAGCCUGGAAAUAUUUGACAUGGUGAGAUGCGACAAUUAGUCCCCGGCUAGCUGUCGGAACGCGAUGUAACUUGUAGCUAGUCGACGCAUCUCUCUGGAAAGCUGUGGACUGCUCCCAGCUCAUUUAAACAUUUGAAUGGAAAUGCAAUAAAUGGAGGACGUGGAGAAUUCGGGGGAAAGUGGGAGAGCAAGUUCGUUUUCACGCAGUCUGGAAAAUACUCAUUAUCCAAAUUAAUUUGCCGCAAGUGUGUAGGCUUUUUUCUUUCUUUUUUUUACUGCUGGCAGCCAGUGUCAUAGCUAACCAUUGGGAUGCUUUUCUUUUUUGAUGGAACAAUACGACGAAGCACAUUCUCGUUAAUUCAAUGUGUACACUAUAAAUGAUGAAUAGAUUGACAUUCACGCAAUAAACAGGUCCUGCUGUCUUAACUGUCAACGACAUCUGGUAUAAAUAGGCUAUUAGCAAUAAUUAAAGGAGUGCAACUGGAAAUUAUGGAUGAAGGUAAUGUUCACGAGACCAUACCAGAUUUAAAAGACCUAGAGAUCAAAAUUGGGAGGAAAACGCCAGAGGGACUGCUUAAGUGGAUGCGGGAAGAUGCCUCACAUCGUGGAGACAGCAUUCUAAAAACACAGGAGUGUAAAGAUCUGGACCUCGGGAGGAAGGGCCUCUCUGAAAAAAUAAGAGACUUAAAACUGGAAAUGGCACACCUGCGCUCCGUGGACGUGCGGAUCCUGCAGCAGCUGCUGGCGGUGCACGAGGGCAUCGAGGCCGUCAAGUGGCUCCUGGAGGAGCGCAGCACCCUGACCAGCCACUGCAGCAGCCUGACCAGCAGCCAGUACAGCCUGGGCGAGGGGCCCGACACCUCCCUGCGGGGCAGCUGGAGCAGCCUGCACGACCCCAACGACAAGCUGGACAACAUCUCGGUGGGCAGCUACCUGGACACGCUGGCCGACGACCUGGACGAGUACUGCCCCUCCAGCUCCGAGUCGGUCCUCUGCUCCACCCUCCUGGGGACGGAGGCCCCCCCGCCGGGCUCCCCCCCGGUCAGGGCCGAGAAGCCGAAAGAGGAGCCGCCGGUGUGGGCCAAGCCGGUCUCGGAGGGCCCCAAAGCUCCGGAGGCUGGGAGAGCCACGGCCUCCGGUGGCGGCCAGGCGCAGCCGGGCAGGAGCAACGGUCUCCCCGAUGCGGGGUGCAGGCAGGCGGGCGGCCCGGAGUCGGCCCGGGCCUGCCUCGCCGAGAAGCUGGCCAAGAGCCAGAGCCCCAAACUCAAACCCUACAAGAACGGCAAGGUGGACCUGGAGGGGUGCAAGCUGAACAGCAAGAUGCACCUGGAGUACGACGCCCACUGGCGCUGGGUGCAGUCGCAGGACGACGUGACGUUUUUGUGAGACGCGAAGUGCCAGCGGUUGAAAUCCCCUCCUGCUCCGGGCUUUGUCAUCCCUGCGGUGUUUCUGUUAGGAGGCCUUUAGAGUGUGGCCCUGCAGUGAAAGCUCUGCUGAGGUACAGGGGGAGCUGCUGGCUGGCUGAAGUUGCCAGUGUAACCCACGGUUUAAUCGAGUGUUGCAUUGUGCGGUGCUCCUCAGGUGUGUUUCGUUUCCAGCCUCACAGGAUGAUCAGUGGUGAGUCCAGUCCUUAGCUCCAUAGUUACUGUUGCCAGACCUGGGUCAAAUACGUAUUUGUUUUGGAUUCAAAUACUUUUUCUGUGCUCUGUUGAUCUUGCCUGGUGUAACUGAGCCUGCCAAUAUGACCAGAAGGUGGGGUUUGCACUUUUUGCAAUAUUGCAGUAUUUAAUUGGUUCCAGUACACCAGACAAGAUCAAUAAAGUGGUGAAAAGUAUUUGAAUAAAAAAACAAAUACGUAUUUGACCCAGGUCUGACUGUUGCAUAGUCUGUUUCAGUAAAACCCCCUCCACGCUCAGCAGUUGAAGGUGGUGAGUUCAGAACAGGCACUUCACAGCCAGCGUCCUCCAUCAGUGUGAAGGUUGGCAGCACUGCUUUUGUUUAAAGAAAAAAAAAAGGACUUCGUUUGUUGGCACAAAUUUUACUUUGGUCGCAGUUAUAUUAAAUGGUUUGCCGAACUGCUGUGCGUUAAUCUCCGAACAGACAGAGUCAGUCCAUGUUUCGGGAACAGCGCUAAUGCAAUACCAUAAUCCAUUUCUAAUUGGUUUGUACGCGUACUUAUUGUGAGUUGGCCAAAAUAUCAAUUUAAUAUCUACUUUGGGUCUAUUGCAGUAGCUGUGGUCGAUAAUGCCUUGUUGCUGCCAUUACAAGUGUACUUAAGCACACCUGUGUAAUCAUAGAUGUAUGUAUAAUGGCAUUCAGAUAUAACAUCAAUUGCAUUACACUUUUGCUGUAAAUCAGGUGUGUCAUUGGUUGUUAUUAUAGGUAAAAUUUGAACAGGACUGUCUAUUGUUGCUUUUGGUAUCUGUGUUUCUUUCAGCAUAGUAGUGAUCAAUAUAACCAAAUUAAAUAUUCUAUAACUUAAUUCAAGCUAACUGCACUGUUGUACAUGCUAUUAGAUUGCCCGUUUAUGAUUCAGCCGACAUUAUUUAACUUGUAGUUUGUGUUCUUGCAUCCAGUCUGCAGCAAUAAGCCUUGUCGGGGGUUACCUGUAUGGCUGGGUGAAUGUGUAACACAUUGAAGGCUGUAUCAGUUUUAGUCAUUAGCUAAAUUAGCUUCUGUCAGUCAUCUUCACUCAUUGGGGAGUCACAGAAAGUGACUGUAACAGAAGAAUGUCCGGUGCUUCACGAGCCACUGGAAACCCUGCUGGAGCAGCUGACAUUCCGCCACGGUUAAAAGCCAGAGAUCAUGACCACGCGUGCUUAGAGUUUCCAUGACUGCUAGAUUCGUGCUGCGAUGUCGGAGUUAACUAGGUGGGAAAUGGCGUGAAAGAGCAGCAGUGAGUGGAGCAGGAGACAGGGCUCCCUGGGAGUUGAGCCAUUGUAAAAAGGGCCUUUCCCUCCUGCCACUGGGCACAGCUCUCCUCCACCUAAAUCACUCCCAUAGCUACUGUAGCUAGUCGUUCUCUCAGGCAAGAUGAGAUGCAUGUGUAAUCAGUUUCUGAUGUCUAACUGAGGCUGUUGAUGCAGACUCUUCACAGAAGUGCAAAGUGGACUGAGUUUUGGUUUAUGGGAGUGGACCUUUGCUUAAAGUAUGGCCCAGCCUCUCAUGUUCUUCACAGUUUAAAAUGUUGACAAUCGUUCUUCUUUCUCUAAUCCUCCCUCUCGCAUGGCAGCUGUCCUUCACCUCUCAGCGGUCUGAGCGGUGCUGAGUUUUUAACGUUCCGAAUUGAAGGCCCUCGCCCUCAGAACACCGCCACCCCCUCUCCUCCAUCUUCCUGCUGCACUUAGGCUUUCAAAGGAAUGGCCUGCUUCCAGUAGCUCUGUGACUAGCUGGAAGGGCUGCGCCAGCAGGCAUCAGGACCCAGUCAUGCACGAGUGUACAAUAAGGACUGUCAUGCGAAAACGCUGACCUUGGACCAGUUCUAAGGACGGGAGGGGUCUGAGCCAAAUUCUGUUUCCAAAAUGUGUAGAGCCUUAGAGACACAGUUCUAUUAACCCUUUGUUUUUAACCACUGUUUUUAUUGCUUGUUUUUUUUAAGAGGGGUUUUUAGUAAUUCUAAUGGCAAAAUGGUAAUGUUCAGCUUCGGUUGGGUAUGUGUUCCCUAUUGUAUACCCCCGGUGUUAAAUAUUCCAGAUUGUUUACUUAUGCAGAUGUCCUGGCAGUGAUGAAAGAUCCAAAGAGUUUUCUGUGGUUGUUUGUGAUAUUAAUCAGCUCCCCAUCUGGAAGAAUCAUCAUUUUUAUACAGACUUCGAUCUAAAGAGCCAUUUGUCAGAUAUUAAUUUAAAUUAUAUGUUUGUAAUGCAAUUCAAAAUGUAUUUCUGAAUAUAUUUGAUAUAUAUGCACACAUGUAUAUUAGAAUAUACACUACAUGGCCAGAAGUAUGUGGACACCUGAACAUCGCAUCCAUAUGUGCUAGUUGAACAUCUCAUUCCAAAACCAUGGGCAUUAAUAGGGUGUUCCCCCCUUUGCUUCUGUAACACCUCCACACUUCUCGGAAGGCUUUCCAUUAGAUUUUGGAAAAUGGCUGCAGGGAUUUGCUUCCAUUCAGCCUCAAGAGCAUUUGUGUCGGGCGCUGAUGUUGGGCCAUAAGCCCUGGCUCGCAGUCGGUGUUCCAUUUCGAUGGGGUUGAGGUCAGAGCUCUGUGCAGGCCAGUCAGUUUCUUCCACACCAAAGUCGCUGAACCAUUUCUUUAUGGACCUGCUCUAGCAUUAAGAUUUCCCUUCACUGGAACAAAGGGGCCUAACCCAAAUCAUAAAAAAGCAGUCCCAGACCAUUAUUCCUCCUCCACCAAACUUUACAGUUGGCACUAUGCAUUUGCGCGGGAAGCAUUCUCCUGGCAUUUGCCAAACCCAGAUUUGUCUAAUUAGAAGCGGUGUCCACCUACUUUUGGCCAUGUAGUGUAUUGUGAGUAAAUCCAUUGUUACUGUUUAUCAAUUAGGCUGUUUUGUUCCAUGUCUUGGAAUGUGUAUUCAGUUACUAUAAAUAAUCAGUUUUUGGUCAGUUUCUUCUCCUGUGGGAAUUUUUAAUCUCAUUUCCAGAACUUACCUUGUGAUAUUUUGCUUUGCACCAGUUUGCCAGCCAAUGCAGAAUAACGUCCGCUCGUUUAUUCUGCACCAUAGUAUGAGUGUCUAGGCUCAGUCGUUAUACCUGUCGUGCUGCAGUGAUGGUAAAGUUGCUAUAUGAAGAACAAUGUACUAAUGUUGUACUGUAUAUCAGUAUCCCUGACUCCACGCCAUGGUUUACAUCCCACUCAACUGUCAUCGAGUAUCUGGGAACUUUCUCAGAUCUGGAAGCCAGCGGCGCACUGCAAUAAGGAGUUAAGGCACGGAAAGAGGCUUUGAGCAGCUUGCGGUUGCAGCUUGUGGGACAGUGUUUGAUUGGCUGAAAGAGCUCGGCUAAUUAAGUUUCCACAGUGCUGGGUGUGGAAUGGUCCAUGGAGCCUCCACUUCCAACGCUCCCUGUGCCUCUGAAUAAUCCCAGUAUUGACUUGCGUGUGAAGCACCUGAUCUUCGCUGAAAGAAAGGAGCUGUUUAGCUCAGAUUUUCCCUUUCUUGUAUUUUCCUGUGUGUGCGUGUAUGCGUGUGCGUGUGCGUGUGUGCGUGUGCGUGUGCGCUUGCACAUGCAUGUGUGUACGUGUGAGUGUGUGUGUUUUCUUAAUGCCCGGAAAGACGUGGGGGGGAUGGUGCCAGGUAUUUGUCCACCUUACUGCACCGGAGCAGAAGAAAAGCCAUUGAGACAAACUGCGAUGCACUGGAUCCUGCUGCCAAUUUGAUUUAGAUUUUGGUCGUGCUUGAAUCAUAGGGUUUAUUUUUUAGUAGAAUGUCUCUGUUCACGGAGCAGUAUUUUGGUGACCAAGCUUUUGUUCUCUUUUGUAAAAUGUAUGAAAGUAUGAAAUAUGCAUUAUUGUUCUGGAUGUUACACAGUAUGCAACUGUACAAUGCUUAUACACAUUAAAAUAUCCUAUAUGGUAAACCU